AGAUGAGCCUCCGUCACGAAUUCUUAAUCGUCCAGUGUUAUUAUUUCGACGCUAUCGUUUACGAGUUUGUCCUGCGUUUUCUUAUUGGAAAUAUUAGCAGGUUUUCCCCUCGGUAUAUCGUACACAGGCAUACAAUCAGCGGUCGUCGACGGCCUAGACGUUUCCGAGGUCACCUUUUGCGGCACUACACUUAAGGAUGAAAGAUUUUUCGAGUAGUCCAGACUGGGCUUUAACUGCGGCGCUUUUUGCUGGGGUAUUAUCUCUAGAUGCGAAUGCUGCUGCAAUUGUGACAGCAUCGAGAGCGCCUCGACGGUGCCACCCUGAGGAAACGAAGCCGAGGAGCUUGGUAGCGAGCUUGACGGCACGUCCAUCGUCACCGGCGGCAGCGGCUUCGCCAACUUGUUGCCGGUUACAGACGAUUUCUUAUAGCCAUGAUACUUGACGCUCGCGACAGGCUUGAUACUGCUGGAUUGCGGAGUGACGACAGGACUCACCGAGAUGCCGCUCAAUUCCGGCGGUAUAAAGGGCGAUUGUGACAUCGCUGUGGGAUUUCCUGAUGAUAUCGGAUUCAAUAUAUUUGGAAAGUUACCGGGCAUCGAUACGGGCAUCACCGUGGCAGUUUUCGUCAUCGCCGUCUUCGUCGUCUUCUUCACGUUGGAAUGCAUGCUCUGUACACUCGCUUGAACAUUGGAGUAAGGUCGCUGACAAUUCUUCUUCGAUAACAGUUUGUGCUGCAACGACGUGCCAGAUCGCGACACAUUUAUAGGUAAGUUUUGCACGGGAUGCGUUUGCUGUUGUUUCAUAAUUACAGGUGCACUCAUGGACGCGUGGGCGAUCUGCGGAUUCGUCGUCACAACACUAGUACUGCUGCUGUUGCUGUUGUUCUUCAAAGGCGAAUGUGAUAGCGAUGCGUUGUUAUGUGCGGGCUGUGGCUCGGUCAACGAUUUCGAAACGCGUAUCUGCGGCGCACUUAUCUGCUUUGGCGAGCUGCUUUUCACCUGUUGAAUGAUGGAUGGUUUGAGCAGGGACACCUGCGCUGCCGCCGUCGCGUUUGCUGUAUGUAAUACCGGUUUUGUCGGCGAUAUCUGAAGCGAUUUCGGAAUGUGGACGGGAUGCAAUGCCGCGGCUGUAUCAGUUUGUAAGCUCGGCUGCUUGCUGGUAGGUUUCGCCUUAUGAUGAGGCUGCAGUGGCUGUUGUUGUUGUGGUUGUUGCUGCUGCUGGCUCACCGGCGUUAUAGAUAUGUUAGGUCGAUCCUUUGUCAUUGACAUAGUUGUGCUGGUUUUAGCUGUCGUUUGAUGGUACAUGGGUCGCGACGUUGACGCCGUAGAAUUGCUCAAGCUUAACAAUUGCUGCACUGUCAUAGAGUCUAAAGAUCCUUUCAAAUUACCUAAAUUACUGAUAUUACUCGAAGUAUUGACAUUGCUGGAUGUACUCAUGGUCGAGACAUUGCUAAUGCCAGCGGUUAUUGUAGUACCUGGGUUGUUUAAACCACUGGCAAGAUUGGUUAACGACGAUAGAUUGUUCUGAUACUGCCUUAAUAUAUCCUGAUAGCUUCCUACUUGAUUCAAGUAGCUCAUAGCUGAUAAAGGAUCCAUCAUAUUGCCGCCUAGUCCACUGGCCAGUAUAGCCGAUAGCAUAUUCGGGUCGACUAGAGGAUUCAUGAAGUAAGGAUUUAUCAUGGAACGAUUCGGCCCGGACGCACUCAUGAAAUUCGCAAAGUUACUCUUGGAACCGAAUUGAUUCAUCACGUUGCCGCUCUGCUGCAUAGCAUGCUGCAAGUAUUUGUUAGCAUUAGGUGGACGUCCCCUCGGACGUCCAGUGGUCGUUAGGUUUCUAUGUGGUUUGCGAUUCUGCAAGAUCUGCGAUGAUGUCGAGUUUACUGGCAUCUGCGGCGUGGGUGCCUGUGAGAUAAGAGUAUCAUUGUCGAUAAAAUAUGAAUAGAACCAUUAUAUGUACAAUAAUAGCAACAGUAAAGAAGUAUAUUUACCGGAAUAGUAGAAGUGGCUUGUGAUUGCACAUGACAGCUAUUGCUGUUAAUCGAUGCAAUUUUGUUCGCCUGUAUCUGCCGUUGACAACAUUUGAUUGCGAUUUCCAGGACAUUUCCCUCCAGAUUCUAAAAGAACUUGCGUUCUGGCGUCUGUUCUAAUAAGGUGAACGCUGUCGAUCGUGCUUGCCGAACCCAUUGUCUGAAUUCUACUUCUGAGUGAUUGUUGACAAAGAGUCAAAGCUUGUCGGGAUAAUUGUUCUCUCUCGGAAUCACAUUAUCUGAAGAAUCGAGGAAAAUGGCUCUAGUUCAUAGCAUAUCUGUAAUUAUGAUACUAUUAUAUCUAGUACUCAGUCUCACUAGGUACUGUAAUACUACACCUAAAAGGAUGAUAAUAGAUACAGAUGCUGGAGGAGAUGAUGCUCUAGCAAUAAUGCUGGCUCUCAUGUACGAGGCCAAAACAAACGACAUCGAAAUCCUAGCUAUAACUUGUACAUAUGGUAACACAUACUUGAAAAACGUGGAACAGAAUGUAUUAAAAAUUUUAACAAUUGCCAAUAGAAGCGACAUACCCGUGUAUAGUGGUGCCCAAAAACCAUUAAUAAAUACGUAUGAACCUACUGAUUACUUUGGCAAGGAUGGAUUUGGAGAUUUUAAUUUUACCGAAACUAUAACUGCAAAGAUUAACAGAUCAAAACACGCUUCUGUAUUUCUUGUAGAAUUAGUCAAACAAUAUCCAGGUGAAAUAAGUAUAGUUACUCUUGGACCUCUCACAACAAUUGCUACUGCAAUCGCCUUGGAACCUAAUUUCCUGCAUUUAGUAAAGCAACAUGUUAUAAUGGGAUCGACCGUCGACAGUAAUGAGAUUGAAUUUAAUUUUAUACAAGAUCCGGAAAGCAAUUGGAUUGCAUUGAAUAAUACCAAUAAACCUAGUAUUAUACUUCCGGGAGACACAGUACGCGCUAAUCUUAUUUCAAAAGAGAAAUAUAGAAACAUUUAUAAUAAUCUGGAUGCUUCUAUCGCAAGCUUUUUGCAACAAGCUGAAAGAAUAGCUUUGGCAAAAACUGAAAUGUGGGAAUUAGCAGAUGGGAUUGCUAUGGCAAGUGCGCUACAACCGAAAAUAAUAACAGAAUGUUAUAAAACUAACUUAAGAGCAGUAAUUGCUGGUGAUGCGAGAGGUUCAGUUGUGGAAGUACCCAAUGCAGUAUCCAAUGUAGAAAUUAUAAAUGUUAACAUAACUGCAUUUGAAAAUCUUCUAUUGGAAUAUCUUUCUUAAUAGAUCUUAAUUGAUCUAAAUUGUAAAAUUAUUAUUAUGCUAAAUGAAUUUUUAAUUUUGUACUAUUCAUAUAUUAUUAAAAAUAUCUUUUAUAAUGCAUACUAUUAAUAACAUACACUUACAUUAAAAAAGUUGGUACUUCUUCUUUCAGCAAAAAGUCCUUGAAAGGUUUGUCCAGGAUAGAAUUGACAAUUGUAUGCCUUUAACAAAAGAUCCUUGCAUUUCGCUAUAUCCUUCGCCUUUUUAUUAUUAAAGAAAAAAUGUGCAAGUCUAUAAAAGGACUUGUGAUGCUCGGCGAAUCUCAAUAUACACUGUUCCAAACCAGCUAGACAAUACGCAAUUAAUGUCGCUACCUCUUCUUCCGGCAUAUGUUCCUCUAGAAAUUAAAAUAUGUAUAGAAAUCCUUUUUUUUUGCACUUUAAUAAAAUAUUACAUAAGUUAUAUGAUAGAAUGCAACAAUAAACAACAAUA
This is a messenger RNA of Nylanderia fulva, 3731 nucleotides long. RefSeq lists its product as uncharacterized. Gene Ontology annotation, molecular function: hydrolase activity, hydrolyzing N-glycosyl compounds. Lineage: Eukaryota; Metazoa; Arthropoda; Insecta; Hymenoptera; Formicidae. The record is from RefSeq and is a predicted model, not a curated record.